UGGGGUGGCGGGGAGUGGGGUGGAUCACCCUGCGGGUGCGGCCCGUGUCCUGUCCAUCCCAUCGUCAUCCAGCUGUUCGGUACGCAGGAUCUCCGCAAUCAGGCCCAACACAUCUUGCUCCUUGAACACGCAUCUAUAUCCUCCAGUACCUAUAGGCGAUGGCCACAAGGUAAAAUUUGA
Messenger RNA from Bipolaris oryzae ATCC 44560, 180 nucleotides. RefSeq lists its product as uncharacterized. The transcript has a single exon. NCBI's taxonomy places the organism in Eukaryota, Fungi, Ascomycota, Dothideomycetes, Pleosporales, Pleosporaceae. The annotation marks the transcript as partial. The record is from RefSeq and is a predicted model, not a curated record.